AUGUAUGAAAUCCUGUCAUUGAGUGGAUCUUAUAUUCGGGGCGAGCAUGGUGGUAAAACUGGUGGUCUUAGAGUUUGUUUGUCUAGUUCAGAUGGUCAGAUCUUUGGUGGUGGUGUUGGUGGACUCGUAAAAGCUGCUGGUCCAGUUCAGGUGAUUCUUGGUACGUUUCAGAUAGAGAGGAAGAAGGAUGGAAGAAAUGGUGUGAAAGGAGAUGAAGCUUCUCUUUUACAAAAAAAAAAGGAGAUGAAGCUUCUGGAAGUGGAAACUUGA
Molecule: messenger RNA, 270 nt
Organism: Eruca vesicaria subsp. sativa (arugula)
Lineage: Eukaryota; Viridiplantae; Streptophyta; Magnoliopsida; Brassicales; Brassicaceae
Source: the annotation of a GenBank genome assembly